CGACUUGCGUAACGUUAGCUAACUAUCAGUGCGACACACAUUUUACCCAUGGCUUGGUUUCAUUUUGUUUAAAAUGAACAAACGUUACAUCGAGUUCAAGCGAUGCUAAGAGCAUGAAAAAAAGACUACGGGAAACAUCAACUGGCUACAUAGCGAAGUUAUGUUAACUCAAACGCUUACAAAAGGGUUGAGCUAACAGCUAGUAGCUAGCUAACGUUAGCUGGCUUCCGUUACAUUUCUUUCUGCUGCAAUGACUAUCCACAUUUAACGUAACAAUUAGAAUUAGACUACAGGCAGUAUGUUCUUCAUGGACCCUGUGGAUCAUGUCUCUGAUCCUGUUUGCCUUUGUGGUCCGGGUCAGGGAUGGACUCCCCCUGUCAGCCUCAACAGACUUUGAACACAACCGAGAGCUACAGGAGAGGAAGCGGCAGCUCAGGACCAUCAGCAAGGCACUGCCCCACUUCCCUGACAGAGGGACCGUCAAGGGCCAGGAGCUCAAUAUAUACUUCAUCUCUACAGAGGGAGUAUCCUACAUGACCGUGUGCCACUGCAGCCUCCCUGUUGCUAAGGCCUUCUGCUUCUUGGAAGAUCUGCGCUGGGAGUUCACAGCAUGCUUCAAUAGCACUGUUGUUGCGUUGGCAGCCAGGCCAUAUCCAUUUUUGGAAUUUGACAGCACCAUUCAGAAGCUGAAGCAGCAGUACAACCAGAGCGGUGGUCCGGCCCUAGAGGUAACAUUUGCAGAGGUCCAGGAGGAUCUGAGGAUCCAUCCACUGCAACUAAUUAACUUGGACGAGUUGGAGCUAACCAAUGGCACCGCAAAUGGACAUAUGGAGCAAGGUCCUGGAUCUGGACAGAAUGUAAGACUUGAGCCCGUGACAGCGUCGGGCAUCCUCUCUCUGGUCCUAAAUAUCAUGUGUGCGUCUUUGAACGUAAUUCGUGGUGUGCACCUCAUGGAGUACACAUUCCAGGAUGACUAUGAAGGUAAAUGGAAUGUUGUGGCAUUUCUUCUGGCGUUUGUCUGCUGUGUGGUCCAGUGCCACCUCUACCUGUUCCAUUCAUCUCUUAAGAAACUGAAGUCCUUCACUCUCUUGAGCGCGAUCGUUCUAUGCAACAUGUACCUGCUCGGCUUGAGGAACGUUUGUCAGCUGAUCUUCCAUAUUUCAGUUGCCUCCCUCUCCACCGUCCUCAUACUCACUCGCAAACUCCAAGACAGAACCAAUGACUGUGGGGUCUGAGGAGCUCAGGACACUUAAUUGUGCUGCAUCUCUCCCAGCUAUUUGUGUCUCCAGUUUUCAGUGCAGGUGAGAAAAACAGGGUGGCAAAUAAAUUGAUCCACAUGAGUUAUUGAGAUGCUCUCUGGAUUUUUAACAAAAACAUAUUCAUGAACACUGUUUCAUCAUAGAAGAUUACUUGUGUACUUGCACUUUGUGUACAUCCUUUCCAAGAGUGUACUGAGUAUACAGUAAAAUGCAGUUCUUUCUGGUUCUUUAAAAAUAUCAUUAAAAAAAAAAAACCAACACUGCAAAAGGAUAAGAAGGAUAGGUCUAUUUAAGGAAAGAAAAUAUUGAUCAAUCUCUCUCAGACCCGUCCUGUCCAAAAAGUUUUUAAAGACAUUUUUUCUCUGUCAGAGUUGCUGACCAAAGUUUUUUACAUAGAAGGAACAAUGUUGUUGAAGUUGGUUGUUCUUGGGAUUUUGUAAUUAAGAUGCUUUUCUGCCAAGAUUCAGCUAGGUAUUAUAUCUGCACAGGCCAUGGGUGAUCUCUGCAUAAUCAGUUUACAACUCUAGGUGAUGGUUUGUGAUUCUAACAGACAAUAGAUGUAAGUGUACUUUUAAAAUAGGCACACAUGGCUGAUUAGGAGAUAAUUAGAUAGACCAUCUUGAAUUGGUAGCCGUGUGUUACUUAAACUGUGUAGUGUAGUUUGAUUUAAGACCAGUGUCAGUUAAGUGAAGUGGGCAAGACAGCUGUUUUUAUUUUUUUUCAAUAUUUUGCUCAUCAGGCUACAAGAAGAAAACCUAAUUCAAAGGUGUAAAUGUUAAGCUAUGGGUUGUUUCAUGCCUUACAGAUGCGUGACAAUGCAAAUAUAGUUGAUUGUUUUUGUGUAUUUAAUUGUUUCAUAUAUACAAAUUCACCGGCAAGUGCUCAGAAAGUUUAAAUGUAAGGGCUCUGUUAAUGACUUCACAGAAAUUACAUUCUACGUUACAUUACGGAGGCAUAUUAUCUUUUAAACGCAAACCAUUUUCAGCAGUUUUUGAGUAUCACAUAAUCUCCAAUUUCAAUCGUUUUUUGUACGAUCAAAGCAAAUUUAGGUAUUUUUGUUCCUUCUUUUUCUACUGAUCUCGGCAUUGUUAAAAUGUAUAUUGCGGGUAAGAAUAUGAAAGCACUGAUUUGAUGAGUAAAAUAGCAUUGAAAAUUGUUGGAAUAAAUUUUUUAACUGCACUGUUAGGUUUAAAACAUUUUUUUCUUGCAGUUUUUGUGGAAUGUGUUGCAUAUCGGGUUUAGCUAAAAUUAUAUUUAUAUCCUGAUUUCAGUUUACUUGGUUAUUUUUUUCUCAGUUUCUGUGGGGUAUAUAACACAGCUCCCUAUGUGUAAUUGUCAGAUUGUGAAAACAAAGAAAUCAUGCGCUUAUAAUUUAUGUUUGAAUAUAAUACACAUCACUGUAGUGCUGCUAAAUAAAUAGGCUAAGUAUAAGUCUCCUUUAGGUUAAUUUUUUAAACAGUUUUUGUAUUAAGCUUCUUAAAUAUUCAGUUUUUAAUAGCUGAAAAAUGCACUUGGCGUCCAUUAAGCGAGGGAAAUGUUUUAUUAAUUUAUAGUGUUUGUCAAACAAGUAGCAUUGUGUGGAACUUUAACAUCUGUCUUUUCCAUUGAACUGUUCCCUUAUUUUAUCAAGGAAGUUAGAAGGAAUUUUUUAAGGAAAACAAAUAUUUUAUAUCUCUUGCGACAAUCCAAAUAUCCUUCACUAUAAAGUACAAAUAGUUUAAAAAGCCACUCGUAGCUUGUAGUUUACAAAGUUUAUAAAGAGGUAGAGAACUCAAAUGUUUUCAGUGGAAGUAUAAAUGUAGUGCAGCUGCAGAUUACACAGGUGAGCAUGCUAUCAGUAAAUUUACAUUUUUUUCUCAAUUAGGUUGUUCUAUCCAUAACCUGGUGCUGUGCUGAGAAUUAGACUGGCUCAGUGAACAGCCUUUUGAGGCUACGUUUAACGAUAUGAAAGAGGAGUAAACUCUUUUUAAAUCAAUUUAAAUCAAGUUUAAAUCAAGUUUAAAUCAAUCAAGUUUUUAGUUGACAGGAUUGACAUAAAUUUUGUGAUUGGUGAUUAUGAAGUGUUCAAAAACAGUGAAUAAGUGAAACUUUGUUAUUAAUUGUUAUGCUGCAUGGUAUUUUCUGUGCUGUAAUAUUUUUGAUACAAAGGUUUUACUCACUUACCCUUUCCACUCCAGACAACAAGAAGUGUGUAAUUACACUGUUGACUAAAUUUAAUGUAAAAAUAAAUAAAUAAAUGUAGCCUUCAAUGUUUUAAAGAUAUAGAACCAAUUAAGGUUGAGGAUAUUUUAAUACUCAAAAUAAAAAUUAAGGAUAAGGCUGCAGCCUGUUUAUAAUGAUGGGAUGUAAUGGAAUAUUGUCAUUCAUUGUACAUUAACUGCCAAAUACAGUGGUGAUUACAGGGCUUUUAUUUUUUCCUGCCGUGGUAAGACUGACAUUUCAUCAAUAAACAAUGUCUUUUUUUC
Molecule: messenger RNA, 3724 nt
Organism: Xiphias gladius (swordfish)
Lineage: Eukaryota; Metazoa; Chordata; Actinopteri; Istiophoriformes; Xiphiidae
Gene: sec22c
Product: SEC22 homolog C, vesicle trafficking protein
Exons: 7
Coding region: 324-1235 (303 amino acids)
Biological process (GO): endoplasmic reticulum to Golgi vesicle-mediated transport
Source: RefSeq, a predicted model, not a curated record